Molecule: messenger RNA, 1117 nt
Organism: Corticium candelabrum
Lineage: Eukaryota; Metazoa; Porifera; Homoscleromorpha; Homosclerophorida; Plakinidae
Product: PDZ domain-containing protein GIPC1-like
Exons: 5
Coding region: 24-1094 (356 amino acids)
Molecular function (GO): protein binding
Source: RefSeq, a predicted model, not a curated record
GCGUGUCCUGUAAUGUGUUUGCUAUGCCUCUCUUCAAACGCAGCGAUACGAAAAAGAAGUCACGGCGCAAAUCAUCAGACACCACUCCUCCCAGCACCUUACCACCACCACCUCAAGAGAAAGCACCUCAAGUGCCUCAAACAGCCAGUCAGAACGCUGUAACUCGACAAGAUCUGAUCUUCCACGCCCAGUUGGCGCACGGCAGUCCGACUAAGAAAAUCAAGGACUUUUCCAACGUCAAAGAAAUGUACGCGCGCAUCGGUGAGGCGUUCAAAAUGAGAGCAAGCGAGAUCCUUUUUUGCACACUCAAUACACACAAAGUCGACAUGGCUUGCCUACUUGGAGGUCAGAUAGGACUUGAUGAUUUCCUCUUUGUUCACGUUAAAGGAAUCACAAAGGAAGUGCAGAUCAUCAAAGUAGACGUAGCUCUUGGACUGACCAUAACUGACAAUGGAGCCGGCUCUGCUUUCAUCAAACGAAUCAAAGAGGGAAGUGUAGUAGACGAUCAUCCCGAUAUCAAUGUGGGUGAUCAUGUGGAGGAAAUUGAUGGGAAGAAUAUGGUUGGAUGUAGACAUUAUGAAGUAGCAAAGCUGCUCAAAGAGCUGCCACAACACUCAGAAUUUUCGAUGAAGCUAGUGGAGCCUAAGAAGGCAUUUGAUGCUAUUGGACCACGGUCAGUGUCUCGGUCUGGAGGACAGCCAAAAGCAUCAGCUACAGCAGCUAUAGCAGCAGCUGCAGCAGCAGAUACACAACAAAAUGGAGAACCAGUCACAUCACCAGAAAUAGACGCAGCAGUUGGAACUGGCCGCACAACACUAAGACUGCGAUCAAAAGGACCAGCAACAGUAGAAAAAGUAGAGGAUUCAUCAUGGGAGGUGCAAGCAGCACAGAAAGCUGACGAACUUCUGGAAAGUUUUAUGGGAAUUCGUGACUUUGAACUUGCUCAAACUCUCAUUGACUUAGGAAAGGACAAGCAAAAUGUUGACGAGUUUGCAUGUGCUGUUGACGAAAUACUCGGCGACUUUGAAUUUCCUGAUGAAUUUCUGUACGAUGUGUGGGGAGCGUUGACUGACGCUCGACCUAAAUCGUCAUAGUAAAAAUUCAGUAUUUGCACAUU